AAAUAGCGUGGAAACAAAGCAGGAAAUCCAUGACCUCUUAAAUACCUAAAAACAAAGAACCAUGUUCCACUUCAAGGUUUUUUGGAACUGGUUUUCGAGUGGUUUGUGAACAAAACAAACACACACACAUAAAAAAGCAUUAAAAAAAGGGUGGAAUUGUGUUACUCAAUAAGCGCCGUCUACCAAUCUCUUCUCCAUUUCACUUCGAAGCAGAGAAGAAAAUAGCUCAAAUAUCGAAAACCGUAAUAAUGGGAGGAGGUGGUGCUGGUGGUUCAGUGAAAGAUGUGCUGUCCAAGGGUGAACUCGAUGGGUUACGGCAGAGUGGCGCAACGCUUAUCCUUCACUUCUGGGCUUCAUGGUGUGAGGCUUCAAAACAGAUGGACCAAGUGUUUUCUCACCUCUCCACCGAUUUCCCCAACUCUCACUUCCUUAGGGUAGAAGCUGAAGAACAGCCUGAGAUAUCUGAGGAAUACUCGGUUUCUGCUGUGCCUUUUUUUGUCUUCUUCAAGGAUGGAAAGGUUGUCGAUAAAUUGGAGGGUGCAGAUCCUUCCAGUCUGGCCAACAAAGUUGCCAAGGUUGCUGGUUCAACUAACCCCGGAGAAGCUGCUGCUCCUGCUAGUCUUGGGAUGGCUGCUGGCCCCACCGUCCUCGAGAGUGUCCAAGAUUUGGCAAAGGCAAACGGUUCAUCCCAAACGGGAAAUCAAGUGCAAACUGGUCUCGAUGACAAAAUUAAGAAACGAUUGCAGCAAUUGAUUGACUCUCAUCCUGUAAUGCUAUUCAUUAAAGGAAACCCUGAAGAACCCAAGUGUGGUUUUAGCAGAAAAGUUGUUGAUAUUUUGAAGGAUGAAAAGGUGAAAUUCGGAACAUUUGAUAUUCUAUCAGACAAUGAAGUUCGGGAAGGUUUAAAGAAGUUCUCGAAGUGGCCAACUUUUCCUCAACUCUAUUGCAAAGGUGAACUUCUUGGUGGAUGUGAUAUAGCAAUUGCCAUGCAUGAAAGUGGUGAACUUAAAGAAGUUUUUAGAGAUCACGGAGUUGAUAUUAUCGGGACUGAACAAGGAACUGGUGGCAUCUUGGAACCGACCGGAUUGACCGCAAACCUAAAUUCUCGGCUUCAAAGCUUGAUUAAUUCAAGCCCGGUUAUGCUGUUUAUGAAGGGAAAGCCUGAUGAGCCCAAGUGUGGUUUUAGCCACAAGGUAGUUGAAAUCCUUAAACAAGAGAAAGUUGAUUUCGAGAGUUUCGACAUACUCUCAGACGAUGAAGUUCGUCAAGGACUGAAAGUUUAUUCAAAUUGGUCAAGUUACCCUCAAUUGUAUAUUAAAGGUGAACUUAUCGGUGGAUCAGACAUUGCGUUAGAGAUGCAGAAAAGUGGUGAACUCAAAAGGAUUUUAACCGAGAAAGGCAUUGUUAAGGAAGAGACACUAGAAGACCAUCUAAAAAGUUUGAUUUCAUCUUCACCGGUGAUGCUCUUUAUGAAGGGUACCCCCGAUAAUCCAAGAUGUGGCUUCAGCUCUAAAGUUGUCAACGCCCUAAAAGAGGAAGGCAUUGAUUUUGGGUCAUUCGAUAUUUUAACCAACGAUGAGGUUCGACAGGGAUUGAAAGUCUUCUCAAACUGGCCGACCUUUCCUCAGCUUUAUUACAAAGGUGAGCUUAUCGGAGGUUGUGAUAUCGUACUGGAACUGCGAAACAAUGGUGAACUGAAAGUGACACUGUCCGAGUAAAGGUGGAUUCAGUUUGUUUAAAAUAAAUGACUUUUGGGGCAAACCUUGAUUUCAUUUCCCGAUUUCUCAGUCAUGAGGUUGAAUGUAUGCCAAUUAACAGUACUUAAAAACUAGUUUUUUUUGUUUUGUUUUUCUUUUUUUUUUCUGGUUUUAAUUUGCUUUAAAACUCUUUUAUCUACUUGUGUUUUUCAAGUUGAUUAAAGUUCGUACUUUACUGUAUGUAUAUGCACAAUUUGCAUCUUUGAGCAGUGGGAAACCUUUGUCUAUGCCUUGUAUUUUGGCAUAUUUUUAGAAGAUAAAAA
Molecule: messenger RNA, 2020 nt
Organism: Gossypium arboreum
Lineage: Eukaryota; Viridiplantae; Streptophyta; Magnoliopsida; Malvales; Malvaceae
Product: monothiol glutaredoxin-S17
Exons: 3
Coding region: 249-1718 (489 amino acids)
Source: RefSeq, a predicted model, not a curated record